This is a messenger RNA of Coturnix japonica (Japanese quail), 3584 nucleotides long. RefSeq names its product carnosine N-methyltransferase 1 (gene CARNMT1). Gene Ontology annotation, molecular function: carnosine N-methyltransferase activity. Gene Ontology annotation, cellular component: nucleus; cytosol. Gene Ontology annotation, biological process: carnosine metabolic process. Lineage: Eukaryota; Metazoa; Chordata; Aves; Galliformes; Phasianidae. The record is from RefSeq and is a predicted model, not a curated record.
GGGAGCAGAACUAGGACAACUGACUCAAACUGGCCAAAGGACAUUCUGUGCCAUAUGACAUCCAGAGGAAGGAGUUAUGAAAGAGGGUGGGAGUACACCUGGCUCUCUUCUCCUGCUCGGGGGCACUAUCUGGGCAUCGGUUGGGAGGUGAACGAACAUGCAUGAACGUGUGAGCAGAACAGAGCGGCAGUUUAAAUCCCUUCCAGCUAGUCAACAGAGUCUCCUUCCUCAGUUCCUUCCUCACCUUGACAAGAUUCGGAAGUGCAUUGAUCAUAAUCAAGAAAUACUGCAGACCAUUGUGAAUGACUGCGUUCAUAUGUUUGAAAAUAAAGAAUAUGGAGAAGAUGGAAGAGGGAAGAUUACACCUGCUUCAACAUUUGAUAUGGAUAAAUUGAAGUCUACUUUGAAGCAAUUUGUCAGAGACUGGAGUGAAGAGGGGAAACCUGAGCGAGAUUCCUGCUACCAGCCAAUAAUUAGUGAAAUUGUAAAGAACUUUCCAAAAGAAAGAUGGGAUUUCUCCAAAGUUAAUAUCCUGGUACCUGGUGCUGGGCUAGGUAGAUUGGCGUGGGAAAUAGCUAUGCUCGGUUAUGCUUGCCAAGGAAAUGAAUGGAGCCUCUUUAUGCUCUUUUCUUCUAACUUUGUACUCAACAGAUGUUCUGAAGUUAACUCAUGUAAGCUUUACCCCUGGAUUCAUCAGUUUAGCAAUAACAAAAGAUCUGCAGAUCAGAUACGUCCAAUUUACUUCCCUGAUGUUGAUCCUCACAGUCUUCCUUCUGGUUCAAACUUCUCUAUGACAGCAGGGGAUUUUCAAGAAAUUUACUCUGAAUGCAAUACUUGGGACUGCAUAGCAACUUGCUUUUUCAUUGAUACAGCACAUAACGUUAUUGAUUAUAUUGAUACUAUAUGGAAAAUACUGAAGCCUGGAGGCAUAUGGAUAAAUGUAGGUCCUCUUCUUUACCACUUUGAAAAUCUGGCAAAUGAACUUUCAAUAGAGUUAAGCUAUGAGGAUAUAAAAAACGUUAUACUGCAGUAUGGCUUCCAUAUAGAGGUGGAGAAAGAAUCUGUUCUGUCAACUUACACUGUGAAUGAACUCUCCAUGAUGAAAUACUACUAUGAAUGUGUGUUGUUUGUGGUGAGAAAACCAGAAGAGAAGUGCUUUGAAUAGGUUAGUCAGAAAAGAGUUUGGCCUGAAUGCUAGAAAUAAAAAUAAUAUGGACUGAUUGAUGUCUGGACGCAACCUCAAAUCAGUGGUGCCUUCCUAUUCCUAAUAAGAUUUAGAUAGUGUCUAUUUUCUUAAUAUUUCUGUUGCUAUCCAGACAUGUACUAUGCCAUACGUAUUUGUACUAUGACUAGUGAAAAUGGAGGAUAAAAUAUUUGCAUAUACUGUCUUUGUGCUUUGGAAUGCGUUAAGAACAAAAAUGUUUUUUAGGACAUAAAAAUUGUUUGCCAGAGCCAAGCUAAUUUUACAAAUGCUGCCUCGUUUUCCUUGGAUUUAUAAUGAUUUUGGGUGUUCUGCUUUUGGGUGUUUCUGCAAAGAGGUACUUACUGUACUUACUGCAUCACAUUUAAAGAAGUAUUUUUAAAUGUACAUUUAAAGUCAGUUAUGAAGUCUGAAAUGAUUGAAAAUUUAUGAAAUGAUUAAAUGACCUGUUACUGAGGCGGUGGCAACCUACCAGGGGGGUUUUAGCUAAAUGAUCAUCUCAUGGCCUUGAAACAGAAAUAUUGGAUGCAUUGUGGCUUUAAGACACACUGAUUUUGAGUCACCUACUUACCGCUUAAGCCAAAGUGUUAAACAUAUAAUUAACAGAAAGCUACAGUAAACCUUUCACUCAUCUCUUUUUCAGUGUUAAUGACAAAACUGUUAUCCAUGCUACUUGUAGGUAGUGACAGAGAAAAAUCCCUCUUUCUUGAGGAAUAAAAAAAAACAAAAAACCAUGUAAAUAAUGUGCUGUAACUUAGUAAAUUUCCUAACCUGGGUCAGCAUUGUAGCUUUAGGCACUUUACUACUUAGUGGCUUACUUCUAGGUUCCUUUUCCUAAUUAUUUUUCUGGUUAAUGAGGCUUAGGUGGAUAUUUAAUCUGCAAAUCCUAGCCAAACCUUCGUAGAAGUAAGGCUGAAUCUUCUUUUGCUUAAGUUAUAUAAAUGAAAAAAAAUUACUGAGCUUAGAGGAGGUAUCAUGGUAGCCAUUUGUCCUCUUUAAUGUACUGGUUUGGUUCAGUACCACCUUUACUGUUAUUCAAACUAUAAGAACCUUGUGGUAAGGAAUUAAGGGUGUUUUCAGGGUCACAAUGGUGCACUGGACAAUAACUUGUUUAAAUGUUUACAAUUAUUUCCGGUCCCUUUUUCAGGGUGAUGUCAGAAUCUCAUAAUCACAUCUUUUUUAUAUUUCCAUUGCUAAGUUUGGGGUUUUUCCUGUUAAGGCUGGACAUUUGUGCCUUCAUUUCUAAGAUGAAAGUUUGCAUGGAAGAAAAACACAGCUCUGUUACUUUGUUGGUUUGUGUUUAAACGUUAACACUGCACAUAGGAAAAGAGCGAUUGUGGGUGUUUCAGUACCGUGCCCCUUUCUGGUCAGAAUUUUUACUGAGAAUAAAGACUUCUGGACUACAGAAGUUUUCAGCUUUACACAAAAUACUCUUGUUAGAAACUGCACCUCCAAGACUUUACUCUGUUAAUGAACUGCUGAGUUUCUGCUUUGGUCCAAGAAAGGUUUUUAAAGUGCUGCUACCACAGUGGGAUUAAAAUAAGAGCCCUUCCACACCUUCAAAAUAAUAAUAAUAAUCUUACUUUUAUUCUCUUACUGUAUUAUUUACUUUGGUUUCUGGUUAGACUUUGUGUUUCUUCACUUUUUUUUUUUUUUUCUGCUCAGAUAAAACAAGAUUAGCGUUUUGGUUUCCAAGUUCCUGAAUGCUAAUGAGUUAGCUGAAUGUUGGUCCUGCUGAGGCUGAGGGCUGCCCUGUCCUAGCAGUCAGUGGUUACACCCAACAUGCGAUGUUUCCUACACAUAUGAAAUUGUACCCUUGUGUUCUGGUUGAACAUUGCUAUCCUUCAUUCAGUUGGCUUUGUUCGUUGCUGCCCCAUGUUGUCACAAGUGCCAUUUUCAGCACUGGUUAUAGAAGUGGUUUAAUUGACUUUAAUCAUGUAUAUAGCAAUGUGCUUGUAUUUCUCAUUUGGAAAAUGCCAGCUUUCCCCCACGAAUUUCCUUUUAAUGCGUAGCAGCUUCUUUAACAGCUGGAAGCGGCACAGCCUUGUGAAUCGGUGGUGUGAGUCAGUGGUGUGGAACCCUCUGCCCUGCCUGCGCGGUCCUAGGCUGCUCCAUCGCCCUGCCGGGGAUAACUGCUGUGCCACACUCCUCCCGCUGCACCCAGUGUGAGUGCGCUCCCAGAUCCUGGCCUAACAAAUGCUUCUGUGUAUGGAGUAUGUUUGACAAAUGUAAAGCUACCUGUGUUAUUAUUUAUAUGUAGUGCACACACAGCACAGUCACAAAGAUGGGGAUUGGAAGCUUCAUGUCUCCGCGUGAACUUUCCGCUAUUUUUAAUGUGUGUAAUGAACUUGAUUUUACUCAGACAUUAAAGUUUGCAGUACGA